Molecule: messenger RNA, 2005 nt
Organism: Tigriopus californicus
Lineage: Eukaryota; Metazoa; Arthropoda; Copepoda; Harpacticoida; Harpacticidae
Exons: 5
Coding region: 707-1471 (254 amino acids)
Source: RefSeq, a predicted model, not a curated record
CCUCCCGCUUCACCUGGGUGCCUCUUCCUUGUCAGUCUCUUCUGAUCUCUAACUGGGUUCACGAGCUCAACCAUCACGAGCUCAACAUGCCGGCGGUGGACUCGCCCACCCUGGCUGGGGCCAUGACCUGGCCCCAGGCCGCUCACCAGCCCGCUCACCAGGACCCCUUGGCCUCGUCUAUGGAUGAUGAUCCCGCUUGCUCGGCCCGAGGCGUGGGUACCCCAGACACUGGACGUGACAGCCCGACUGGGGGCCACCAUCCCCCGCACCAACCUGGAGCCGAUCAGACUCACGUCCCGCCUUAGCCUCCGCCUCCACGUGCUCUAGUACCACCCCUGCCCACUCGCCUGCCCGAUCAAUGUGCCGUCGUCGUUGUCGUUGUCUUGUCCAGAUUACGAAGAAACGCGGGAAUUACUCGCAGUUGUCGCGUUGUCGCCGCCAAUGUCCACGGUCCAGUCCCCUCACUCAGCCUGGAAUAAUGGGCGGGCUGCUUCAUCCGUCACGGUGGCCGUUGAUACUUUUGCGUCCAGUCAGACCUCACCCGCCUCUUCGCAAUACAAUACUCCGGCACGGCAUUCGGCUGUCUGCCCCACCAACGGGCCGGGCCGAGUCGUCGGGUCGGAUUACUUUGUAGCUGCCUGGUGUUGAACGCCACGCCGGCCGAUACCCGCGCGGCCGGACUAACGCCCGAAUUGAGACGAGCCCCAUGGACCCUUUGACAAGCUCUGCCGUGGACCUAGGUAUUCAAAUUGGUCCGAACUCGCGGAAUUCUCCAACGCUUUUAUCCCAGACCGCUGCAUCCAGGGCGCUACGCCUUGCGGACCCCGUCCAAAAAUAUCGCCCUGGUUCUCGUUAUAUUGCUUCUCAUAUGGGGUUCUUUCAUCUGGGGUUGCCAUUUGCAGAAGCGGAUGACGGGCCUGGAGAAGCAGGUCCAGUCACUUACCCAAAUUUACAAGAGCUCCACGUCAAGCACAUUCUCAAUCAAGAGGAAAUUUCUCGCCAAUUCAAACAAAUGAGACUGCGUUUGACCCUCAAAGAAUCAUCAAAGGCACCGAAAAUGUGGAAGCCAAAAAAAAUCCACUCCUCAAAGCCGGGCUCAACGUCUCCAUCAUUGAUUGAUACAGGCCUGAAAAUAGCUUCAACAACUAGUGUCUCCUCAAGUCCAUCUCUUCCCGUAGCGACGACGCCCCACGGCGAUUUCCGAACCAAAACAGACUCAUUUUUUGGAAAUUUAUUUGGAAAAGAACUCUCUCCAAGGACUACCACUCGAUCGCCAUCGCAUAUCGUCCCCUGUUCAACGGAAAAUGGCGUUUCUUGUGUUUUCCCUUUCAACUACCAGGGCCAGAAUCAAACGAAAUGUUUGAAGAGCCUGCUCCCCGGGAAAACUUGGUGCCCUAUUAAACUUCAACCUGAUGGAACAUUUAUUCAACAACCGGAUGCUUGGGACUAUUGCCGACCAGGCUGCUCUUGAUUUGAUGUCGUCCAAGUGGCAGAUGCAUUUUGACUGCACAAUAUUAGCCACCGCCGUCAAACUUACUAGUCAAAUGGACAAGUCCGAUCAAUCCCCUUAGAAGUUAAAACUAAUAUUGUGAAUCUUAAUGCUUGCAAGUUUGACUUUCUUUAAACUUGUUCUCAAGUCUCGGUUUUCAAAUUCUGGGUCGCGAGCGAUCAUUGAUUCUACUGAAUGAGAGUUAUGAGUAACAAUACGAAUUACAGGCAUGUUGACCAUCUGGGUUGGCACGAUGGGCCGCGAUUCUUCCAGGCUUUUAGAUUUGGUUCGCAAGCAAAAAUAGUUUGAAAACCGAGGCUCAAUAUGAUUAGAUUUGGUUCGGUUUUUUUACACUCGAUAAGUGCGGAAAACUUUUUGUGAAUCAAUUGAUCGCGCUCGUAAUAUGAUGUGAAUGGAUGUUCUCUUUAUUUGCGAUAGCGAUGAAUGUGUCCAAGUUUAUUUUCGUUAUGUAUUUGAGUCAAGUCCAUUCUCAAAUAAAAGGUAUAGGCUAAUCCA